AACACUGAAAACAAAAGCUUGUUUUUCGUAGUGUUCUACUAAUUUAAAUUAGUAAAGUAAACUGGUUUAGCGUGUGCUAUCAGUUUUUACGAUGCUUUACGAGUUUUAGAUGCAAGCGGGCGUAUGUGCAGACUCGUACAUGUAUGAAUAUAGUUGUAGAGCGGGUUUUACCAAUUGAAUUUGGAAGUUCUACGACAAUGCAAUAAUUAGUAAAGCAUCGAUAACUCGUAAACGCUGUUAUCAGAGCGUUUACGAAUUUGUUGUACUAAUUGGUUUACAAAUUUUGUGGUAGCUUUACGAUGUUUAGAAAUAUUCCCGCUGUUGAGAUCACGUGACAACACUUUUUCAGCGUGCAAAAUUUAAUCAGCGCAUAAACGCGCAGACGACUUGUAAUAUCGAGCAGCUGGGUUGUAAGGGAACUUGACGUUGAAAACAAUGGCAAACAGGCACAAAUUCCUGUUCCUUUAUAACGAACGCUGCAAAAAGGUUGAGCUAGAAAAUGACAACCCAAAUGGAGUAAGCAUGGAAGAGCUCAUGGAAAAGGCAAGCAACUUGUUCGGUAUUGAUCAGACAAAUAUCUUGCUCCAAAAAUGGGACUCUGGUUAUGAAUGUUUUAUCGACAUCGAUGGUAACGAGCCUGCUGAUGAAACUAUAUCUGGGGGUAUCAAGAUUAAAGUUCAAUCCAUAGUGCACUUCAUGCCAGUGCACAUAGACAUGGUGCAACCCAUUGCUGCUGCACAACCAGUCGUGUCUGAGAAACCUGAAGAUACUAGCACUGAAGAUGAACCUGAUGCUGGUGGCAGAUCUAGAGAUGUUGAAAUGGAGGUGGAGGAAAAGGAUCAAGGAGAAGCACAGAUUUAUUCUCAUGAAAGGUCCAGGUUGAGGCCAGUUUCAUGUUGGAUAGUAAAUUGGAAGUUGCCAGAUCUACCUCCAGCAAUUCACAAGAAGCUACUGUCACUGCCACUUGGAAAUGACUUGAGGGUCUCGGAGAGGUCAACGAUAUUUGACAUAAUAUUCAAGUCUGUGAUGCAGCAUAAGAAUGUGUACCCAAAGCCUGCUGAAUAUACCUUACUUAUUGACCAAUUGUUCAAGCGAUAUCCGAGACUGGACUGCAACUUGAAAGAUGUCAAUUGUGGAAGUCGCAAGGUGAUGUACAGGAAGAAGCUCACGUAUUACUUCCAAAACAAAAGAGAUGUCCUAAGGAAAGACGAGCUGACAACUGUAAACUUUGCAUGGCGGAAGAAGAGACAAUCAACCAAGCCGGUAUGCAAAGCAACUGCAUCAUCAGCUGCACCAGCAGUAUGGGGCGUACAAAAUUACCUACCGUCAAUGCCGGACACGGAAGAUGAUGACAGCAUCAAAAAGCACAUCAAGAUAAUGCAGGAUGAGUUCAAAAAGAAGUAUCCUGACAUCAAAAGAGUUGCAACAGGCAUGGAUAUGACAUUAAGUGCUCGGAGAAACACUAUUGUAAAAGAGAAUGCAACAAUUCAAGACAUAAAGGAUACUUAUCCAUGGCUAUUCCAAGAAUCGCAGCUGAUGGCUGAAAUGGACCGGCUGAUUGGCAGCUCGGAGGAUAAGGGGUUCAAGGGCAAAAUGACCCUUGGGUUCAAAAAAUUCGGGAUGGCCAUUGUUAAGUACGGGAAACGAUUGAAAGCAAAAUCCACACCACAGUGUUUCAAGAUACUAGCUGAGAGGAUUCCUAUCACUAGGGAUGACAAGGAAUAUCAAGAUGCUGUAACAAGAGCGGCCAUAAUCAUGAUACCAACCAUGUUCAGGGAGAAGAUUGGCAACAUCUUCAAGGAGUCUAAGGAGAACGAAGAGUCUGAUGAAAUGCCUUCCCCUGUCAUCAAGUACAGUGGCCAGCUGACAGAAGCAGCAGAGUUCCAGAUAGCUGUGGAUGGAGUGGUUGUUGCAACAAGUGAAGACAUCAUCAGCUCCUUCAGCUGCUACAUGGCAGCUAUUUAUACCUUCAACAUGCACAACCCCCGAUGUUUGGCCAAGACGGCUCUCUUCGUUGAAAGAGUCAUCCUAGACCUUGAAGACAAUCAGUCCAUCCAACCUUUGCAAAAUGUGGUCUCAAAGUUAGUAAAUCUUCUUGAAUAACUGUCUUAUAACUCAAGCAUCACUCAAUGUCUUGUCGCUGCAUAUUAGGACUAUAGUGAGUGAAAUUGAAUUUGAAUUUGAAUUUUGUUAACUGGAUGGAUCAGGUUUAAUACUUCUUUACUCCCAAUAAGUGAAGACAUCAUCUGCUCCUUCAGCUGCUACAUGGCAGCUACUUAUACCUUCAACAUGCACAAUCCCUGAUGUUUGGCCAAGAUGGCUCUCUUCGUUGAAAGAGUCAUCCUAGACUUUGAAGACAAUCAGUACAUCCAACCUUUGCAAAAUGUGGUCUCAAAGUUAGUAAAUCUUCUUGAAUAACUGUCUUGUAACUCAAGCAUCACUCAAUGUCUUGUUGCUGCAUAUUAGGACUAUAGUGAGUGAAAUUGAAUUUGAAUUUUGUUAACUGGAUGGAUCAGGUUUGAUACUUCUUUACUCCCAAUAAGUGAAGACAUCAUCUGCUCCUUCAGCUGCUACAAGGCAGCUACUUAUACCUUCAACAUGCACAAUCCCUGAUGUUUGGCCAAGAUGGCUCUCUUCGUUGAAAGAGUCAUCCUAGACCUUGAAGACAAUCAGUCCAUCCAACAUUUGCAAAAGUGGUGUCAAAGUUAGUAAAUCUUCUUGAAUAACUGUCUUGUAACUCGAGCAUACUCACUGUCUUGUCAUGCUGCAUGUUAAGACUAUAGUGAGUGAAAUUGAAUUGGAAUUUUGUUAACUGGAUGGAUCUGGUUUGAGGCUUCUUUAAUCCAAGUGGAGUUGAAAGUAGAUUGUUGAAUGAAAAGUAAAACUCUCUAAUUUUGUUGUAGCAGUAUUAAGUGUUAAAUGUUUGAACUCUGCAGUAUUACAAAGUACCCUGACUCUCAUUUAACCUUAUUGUGUAAUGCAUGGGAAACUGUACAUUUUAGAAAAGGAAACAAGUUAUGGAAUACAUAUCUGACCUCAAAUUUGACCAAGAAUGCCAAUUUUUAGUGAAAAUUAUGAAAGAAGUCACUUUAAAAAAAAAUCUUUUUUAUUCUUAAAUUUAUAAAAAUCAGUCAAAUUUAGUGAAAAUCAUCUCAAGAGAAAGUUCUAAUAUCUACCACUUUCAAAUUUGUAUACCACUUUCAAUUUUGUAUAUUAAAAUGUAGUUUUGGCAUUAACCAAAAAGUGCCAAAAGUAUCACCUUUUAUUUUUGGCUCUUUUUGAGGAAAAGUUUCAAGAAUAUCAUUUUACGUAAAACUUUCAAAUUGAUCUCUUCAGGUAAUUUUGACCAAAUCUGGUGAUUAUAAUCAAUUUUUAAAAAUAUUUUUUUAAAAGUUUUCUUGUAAUAUUUUGAGCCAAAGCAGUAAUAUUUUUAUAAUUCCCUUUCAAUUCUGCUGUUUUAGUCAAAUUUGAGGUAAAAAAUAACUACAUGUCCCAUUUCAACUUGUUGGAUUUGAUGUGAUCCGUCUUGUUUAGCAAAAUUUGAGAUUUUGGAAAAAAAUGUUGGCUUCAUUUUUGAUGUUUGAAUUUGAACAAUUAAGAAAUAUAUUGACACUGAUUUACAGGUUGAUUAUCAAAUUUUCAAAGCACUUUCUAUAGAAAUGCACUUCAGGUUGCUAAAUGUGAUAGUUGAAUGAAAACUUUGUGUAAUUUUGUUGUAGCAAUAUUAAGGGGUACCAAUGUUUGAACUCUAUACCCUGACUCUCAUUUGACCUUGUUUAAUGCAUGGGAAACUAUACAUUUUAGAAAAUGAAACAAGUCAUGGAAUGCAUUUCUGACCUCAAAUUUGACCAAGAGUGUCAAUUUUUAGUUAAAAUUAUGAAAGAAGUCACUUUUAAAAGAAAAGUGUUUUUUAUUCUUAAAUUCAUAAAAAAAUCAGUCAAAUUUAGUGAAAAUCAUCUCAAGAGAAAGUUUUAAUAUCCUCCACUUUUCAAAACUGAUCCUAGAACUAUCUCUUUGGAUGAUUAUAAUUUUUUUUUUAUUUUUUUUUUUAGCUUUUCUAAAAUAUUUUGAGCCAAAACAGUAGUUUUUUUCAUGAUUUCCUUUCUAUUCUGCUUUUUUGGUUAAAUUUGAGGUCAAAAAUAAUUACAUGUCCCAUUUCAGCUUGUUGGAUUUGAUGUGAUCAGUCAUGUUAAUCAAAAUUUGAGAUUUUUAAAGAAAUGUUAGCUUCGUUUUUGAUGUUUAAAUUUGAACUUGAAACUUGUUUGAAAAAUUAAGAAAUACAUUGACACUGAAAUACAGGUUGAUUAUGAAAUUUUCAUAUAUGGGUGACAGGUACAAUUUCAAGAAUUACAAGAAAUGCACUUCAGGUUGCUCAUUGUGAAACCAUAAUAACUUUCUCAAUUUAAUUCUCAAUCGCUAACAUGGAUUUUUUAUUUUAUGGGAUUUUUUGCCAUUGACUUGCAAUGUUAUUAAACAGUUUGAUGUGAUCAGUCAUGUUAAUCAAAAUUUGAGAUUUUUAAAGAAAUGUUGGCUUCGUUUUUGAUGUUUAAAUUUGAACAAUUAAGAAAAAUAUUAACACUGAUUUACAGGUUGAUUAUCAAAUUUUUAAAGCACUUUCUAUAAAAAUGCACUUCAGGUAGCUAAAUGUGAUAGUUGAAUGAAAACUUUGUGUAAUUUUGUUGUAGCAUAUUAAGGGGGUACCAAUGUUUGAACUCUAUACCCUGACUCUCCUUUGACCUUGUUUAAUGUAUGGGAAACUAUACAUUUUAGAAAAUGAAACAAGUCAUGGAAUGCAUUUCUGAUCUCAAAUUUGACCAAGAGUGUCAAUUUUUAGUUAAAAUUAUGAAAGAAGUCACUUUAAAAAGAAAAAUGUUUUUUAUUCUUAAAUUCAUAAAAAUCAGUCAAAUUUAGUGAAAAUCAUCUCAAGAGAAAGUUUUAAUAUCCUCUACUUUUCAAAACUGAUCCAGAACUAUCCCUUUGGGUGAUUAUAAUAAUUUUUUUUUUUUUUUUUUUUUUUUAGCUUUUCUAAAAUAUUUUGAGCCAAAACAGUAGUUUUUUUUUUCAUGAUUUCCUUUCCAUUCUGCUUUUUUGGUUAAAUUUGAGGUCAAAAAUAAUUACAUGUUCCAUUUCAGCUUGUUGGAUUUGAUGUUGUCAGUCAUGUUAAUCAAAAUUUGAGAUUUUUAAAGAAAUGUUGGCUUCAUUUUUGAUGUUUAAAUUUGAACUUGAAACUUGUUUGAAAAAUUAAGAAAUACAUUGACACUGAAAUACAGGUUGAUUAUGAAAUUUUCAUAUAUGGGUGACAGGUACAAUUUCAAGAAUUACAAGAAAUGCACUUCAGGUUGCUCAUUGUGAAACCAUAAUAACUUUCUCAAUUUAAUUCUCAAUCGCUAACAUGGAUUUUUUAUUUUAUGUUUUUUUGUCAUUGACUUGCAAUGUUAUUAAACAGUUUAUGAAUGAGCAAUUAUUUAACUUUCUCAAUUUAAUUCUCAAUCGCUAACAUGGAAUUGUUAUUUUAUGUAUUUUUGUCAUUGACUUCCAAUGUUAUUAAACAGU
Messenger RNA from Lytechinus variegatus (green sea urchin), 5553 nucleotides. RefSeq lists its product as uncharacterized. The record is from RefSeq and is a predicted model, not a curated record. The transcript has 8 exons. Bases 436 to 2103 code for a protein of 555 amino acids. NCBI's taxonomy places the organism in Eukaryota, Metazoa, Echinodermata, Echinoidea, Temnopleuroida, Toxopneustidae.